Messenger RNA from Lucilia cuprina (Australian sheep blowfly), 1326 nucleotides. RefSeq names its product ras GTPase-activating protein raskol-like. The transcript has 4 exons. The record is from RefSeq and is a predicted model, not a curated record. NCBI's taxonomy places the organism in Eukaryota, Metazoa, Arthropoda, Insecta, Diptera, Calliphoridae. Bases 556 to 750 code for a protein of 64 amino acids.
AUUUAAAUAUUUAUAUUGAAAAUUGUUUAUAAAUAUCGUUAUUGAAAAGAUGUUUGCAAAAAAGUGUUAAAUUAUUAAGUUUAAAAUAAGUUUCAAAAUUUGCAAAAAUUCAAUGCAAUUUUCGUCGAGCGCCGGUCGGUGUUUUCUUUUGUCGUGUCUUUCGUUUUGUUAAGUGAUGUGAAUGUAUUAUUCCAUGGUGGUAAUGGUAGAGUUUGGAAAGAAGAAAAGUUUAGUUUGAAAAAAGUGUGAUGAGAAAAGGCGUAAAGUAGAAUGAAAAAAAGUUAAAGAAAAAGAAUUGUGGGGUAUGCAUGCAAGUAAAUAUGUACAUAUAUGUAUGUAUGCAUGUGUUGUUAAGGGGAAAUAUUGUUUUUGUAAGCAAGGCAAUACUAACGGGAGAAUAACGUUAAUUGAACAACAAAAGGAAAAGAAACUGAAGGUGAAUUAACGCGUAAACAAAAAGUCACAUUACCCUGGGGUCCACUUUACUGUGUGCUGCAACAGGAUGAACAAUCAUUUACCGCAUAUUGCAGUGAAGAGAUAUCGUUAACCGAUAUUAUGUGUAAUGAAUAUCCCCGCGUACGUUUAGAUCGUAUUCGUCGUCCCAAUAAAAUCGUUUGGGAUGGACCACCAACACUACAAGAGGAAGAAGAAGAUUCCGAAGAUACCUGCCCCAUGGAUAUAGCAUUAAAUACAACAUUAUAUAGUGAUUUAGUUUUAAAACAUUUUAAAGUAAACUUAUACGCAACUUAGCAAGAAUAGCAACAAAAACAACAACAAUAAUGGCAACUAUAACAAAAUAGAUUUACCAAUAACAACAGAGUCAAAAUAACAACCACAAAAUUAACAAACAAACAAACAAACGAGCGAACAUUAGUAGUUUUUUCAUACACCCAUGAAUGAAUGAAUGAAAUUUGUCUUAAAGGAAAAAAAAAACUUAAAAAUCUUAAAAAAUGCCAACGUUCAAGCUCAUUGUGUGAGUUAAAGUUAAAGGAAGGCAAACGGUAAAGUUUUCUUAAAAAUCUACACAAAUUAAAACUUUAGCUGAAUUUAUUUGAAAUUGUGUUUUAAGUCUUGCUGAAUUACCUAAAACCUUAGCUGAAUUGCUUAAAACUUAGCUGAAUUGCAGAAAUACUAAGGGAAAAGUUAAAAUAAAAGAAAAUUUAUCAUAAGUUUUUCUUAGCUGAAUUACUUAAAACUUAGCUGAAUUGUAGAAAUACUAAGUGAAAAGUUAAAAUAAAAGGUAAUUUAUCAAAAAUUGUGGUUAAAGUCUUGCUGAAUUGCCUAAAACCUUAGCUGAAUUGUAGAAAAGUCGCAGAAAACGUUAAG